This is a messenger RNA of Papaver somniferum (opium poppy), 1974 nucleotides long. RefSeq lists its product as uncharacterized. Bases 619 to 1815 code for a protein of 398 amino acids. Gene Ontology annotation, cellular component: preribosome, large subunit precursor. The transcript is spliced from 8 exons. The record is from RefSeq and is a predicted model, not a curated record. Gene Ontology annotation, biological process: ribosomal large subunit assembly; rRNA processing. Lineage: Eukaryota; Viridiplantae; Streptophyta; Magnoliopsida; Ranunculales; Papaveraceae.
CCUCUUUCCUCUCUAAGUCGACAGAUGAAUGAGGAAGAAAUUGGAGGUUAACAUUGGUUAUUAUUGGUUAAACAAACAAGUAGGCAACAACUCUGAUUUUUUGAGCUACCAUGACGGAUGAGAUGACAUGGAUAGACAGACUGAUAGAACAGAAAAGACUUGAACAUGCAGAACUUGCAAAACAUCCAAAACCUAAAAGCAAGCCACCAUCAGAAGGUUCAUGGAUAGACGCAUACUUUGCAAGGUUAAGUGUCGAAUUUGCAUAUCACCGUUCCCGAGAACCGCUUAUAGGUUCAAGAUCUCAAAUCAAGAAACAAGAUUUAGAGGUUUCACUUAAAAUGUUUCUCCAAGAAGCAGCAUAUGAUGCAGAUGACUGGACGGAUGUCAACAGAAGAUACGGUAACGGGAGGUCAUUCUCUAGCUUUCUUUGGAUGUUGAAAAUGUCUGGCCUGGACAAGUAUGCCUCCUAUGAGGAUAAUGACAUCGAUAUUUGUUACCAGCCGAAUACAUGGUUGCAUCUUGAGGCGUCACCAGAUGAUGUGGUUAUUGCAGAUAAAUACUAUGACGGGAGCUUGUGGUUGAUGAAACUUCUAAAAAGAAUUCGUUCAGAAUCUGGCGAUGAUUUCAGGCGAGAGCAGGCUCGGUUGUUGGAGUCUUUCCUCGAUCACCUCAUCAAGAUACAGCAGGGGCAGCAGUUUGUUGCAUAUAUAUAAUUUCUCUGAGCAUCUGGAACAAUUGAGAAAGUCUGAUGCAGUUGCAUUUUCUUCCAAUGCUGUUGAUGAUGGAGAUAGGCACAAGUGUCCUCUUAUCCUUUCCAAGCACACCGUGGACUACUAUAUUUGGCGACAAAAGCACCUAUUCGAUAGUCUGUGUACCAUGUCACGUGAAUCGGCUUGGUUGCUGAAGAAACUCAAGGAUUCCCCUUUUUCUAGUCCCUCAUCUAUCGACCAGUCCAGCAAGAUUCUUGACAUCAUCUUGGUUUAUAUUCUAAAGUUCAAGGAAUCAAAGGAAUUGUUGGAUCGGUAUCUUCAUGAUGAAUGUUGUCAUCGUUCUGUUGACCCGAUUCGAUUAGUUAUGGAUACUAAUAAAAUAUUAGUUUCCUUCGGAGGCCGUAUAAAAAAUCUCCAGGAGCAAGGCGUUAAAACAAAAUCUGUCGCGGAAACACUGCUUAAAUGUUUUGUAGAUGUAGUCGAUAUGUCUGACAAGCGAGGCAAUCCAUACGGGGACACACGUUCUUCCCUUCAAUGUGUGUUUUCUGAGGUUGCCAAGGAAACAUCAGAGCUGAUAUAUGAAGCAGUUGAGAAACUAAAAUCAGUCAAGCAUUCUGAUCUUACUGGCGGAGGCUCUCCACUUGGAUGUAUCGCUUUGUGGAAAAUUAUAUUUGAAUCAUCUCUAAUUAAUCUUCGGUUGGAUUGUAUAUGUGAAAAAUACAGUGAAACAGUCAAACUCGGGGUGAAACCGUUUGACACUGCCACAAACAAUCAACUGGAUCAAAUUAGGCUGUCGAUUAAUCAACUAUUGACAGUUGGGAAAAGCAUCCUAGUUGAAUUUAUGGACAUGCAGAAAGCGGUGGCAGAAGUUACUUAUACCCUUGGAGAUGCUUUUACAACUGGUGGUGCUGGUAUGAGGGGUUCGAGUCAGGAUAGGCGUCCUCGGACUUCUAUAUGGAAGGUGGCAGAAGUUCCUUAUACCCUAGGAGCAGGCAAGCAGGAUGACCAAGUAAUGAAUUUCAAUCUCGAUGAUUUCCCUUGGGAUAAGCACAAUGUUCCAGAGUUUUCUAAGACUGGUCCAACCCACAAAGACGAAAUCUUUUAACUGUUUUCCCUCUUGAAAAAUAUACUGUAGUAUCUUGGGAUAUUUAGAGUUUGGGUCUAAACUUUGGGACCAGCUUUGAGUUUGGGUCUUUGAAAACUUUUAAUUAGAAUUUUGGUCUCAGGAUCAUAGUUAGUUGACCAUCUUGACAGUUUUCUUUUU